Molecule: messenger RNA, 461 nt
Organism: Papaver somniferum (opium poppy)
Lineage: Eukaryota; Viridiplantae; Streptophyta; Magnoliopsida; Ranunculales; Papaveraceae
Product: ABC transporter E family member 2-like
Exons: 3
Coding region: 116-448 (110 amino acids)
Biological process (GO): translational initiation; ribosomal subunit export from nucleus; translational termination
Molecular function (GO): ribosomal small subunit binding; ATP binding; iron ion binding
Source: RefSeq, a predicted model, not a curated record
AUGCGUGCAUGCAUCCUCUGUUUGUGUCAGAUGUCAUGAAACCACUCCAAAUUGAGCAAUCAAUGGAUUAGCAAGUUAAGAAUCUCUCAGGUGGAGAGCGGCAAAGAGUUGCAUUAUGUUUUUGUCUUGGAAAGAGCAGCCUAUUGUUUCACCAAAAGCCAUUAAGAGGUUUAUCCUUUAUGCAAAGAAGACUGCUUUUGUCGUUGAGCAUGAUUUCAUAAUGGCGACAUAUCAUGUUGGUAGGGUGACUGUGUUUGAGGGGAGACCAUCUAUUGAUUCUACUGCCAAUGCUCCCCAGUCUUUGUUAACAGGGAUGAAGCUUUUCCUAUCUCAAUUGGAUAUCACAUUUAGAUGCGACCCUACAAAUUUCAGGCCGGGGAUUAACAAGUUGGAAUCCACAAAAGACAAGGAGCAAAAUGCUGUUGGGACCUUUUAUUACCUCAACUAAGGCGUACCAGAGG